This is a messenger RNA of Anastrepha obliqua, 2298 nucleotides long. Its product is annotated as extracellular serine/threonine protein CG31145. Gene Ontology annotation, biological process: protein phosphorylation. Gene Ontology annotation, molecular function: protein serine/threonine kinase activity. The coding region runs from base 865 to 2298 and encodes 477 amino acids. The record is from RefSeq and is a predicted model, not a curated record. NCBI's taxonomy places the organism in Eukaryota, Metazoa, Arthropoda, Insecta, Diptera, Tephritidae. The transcript is spliced from 9 exons. Gene Ontology annotation, cellular component: Golgi apparatus.
AUAACUACAUUACAUUUGCAAAAUACCAAUUUACGAGCUUACAACAGCAAUAACAGUUUCGCGAAUUUCGGUCAGACAUUACCAAAAUUAUCUACAACAACAACGAAGUUAGAAUGGACAGCUUCUCAAGCAUCUUUAGCUGAGCGUUUAACAAAAUUUCGACACAAACAACAGCAGCAAGGUCGACAAGAGCUGAAGUCGGCCGAAAACGAAUUAUUGACACGAGAAGGGUAUUAUCAGCUACAUAACAGUUCCAACGACUGCAACAACAACAGAAACAAUAAUCAUCCGUACAACAGCAGUGACUCCAGUAGUGGCAAUAGGCUUCUGACAUUCAAAAGCGUAGAGCAAGCACCCGCUGCUGAUGUACACAAUACAUCAGCCCAGCAUAGUCCAUCACUGUUCAAAGCUAAACUUGCUAAUAGUAAGAGCAAUUACAACACAGAACAACAUCAUUAUUACUCAAGUCAACAAAGUGCGAACGUUGCAACCCUCGAUGCAACUGAGCCAUCAUCAGCUCCGUUAGAUUGCUACUCCAAAUCGGUGAGGCAACGACGUAUAUUAGUGCGCAGGCGCAACAAUACAAGGGAACCAGUAAAUUCCGUAGUAACCGAGACAACAAAGCCGUCACGUGUAACAUCAACCAUCGUUGUGACUGAGAGACAAGAGGCAGCCCAUCAGUUUUGGUUCCUUUCACUUUUGUACUGUAUCGGCCUAACAAGAUUUGCUGAUUAUGCUGCCUUGCAGUUAGGCGCAUGCAACACUAAGAACUUAAGCAACGAACAGUUGCAUACACGUAGGUGUUCGACGCCACCUACUACAACUUCCGUCGGGAACAUUCCAAAAGGACGCUCAAUCGACAUAAUGGGUUUCAUACGCAGCAUGAAGCUUAAAGAUCGCCUCGCUAUUAGUUUGGGUGCGACUCUAAUACUGCUGACAUUGUUGUUAGUGGUUGAUGUGCAGAUGGAUUUCGGUGUGACGAAUCGACAUUUAUUACAACAGCAUUCACGUGUCCGUUAUGUAAAUGAAAAUGAUGGUGGGGGCGGUACGGGAGCAUUCAGAGAUUUCAAAAGGAAAUUCCUGCAAAAGAGCAAUUCAUCCGGUUCAAAGGAGACAGCCACACCGACAACCACACAAGCUCGAUCAGGUGGCAGUGCGGCAGGUGGUAGUUCUGCAGGUGGUACGGCAGCUGCAGCGGCGGCGGCUGGUGCUGGCGGAAUUCAGCAAGAUGCAGCAGCCAGGGAGGAUAUGCUGGCAAUUAAAAAGCUGCAGAAGGAGCCACAUGAUCCAUUCGAUGAUUUAGUGCGCCUAUUGACUGGUCUGGACAAGGCGGACUACUCACAUGUGUUGGUUGAUGAUGACGGCUCAGAGAUAACGGAUAAUCCAACAUUCUCGGAUGUGACUGGCCUGAAACCAAGUAAAAAUGCAACAAAUUUGGAACGCUUCCAGUGGCACAUCUCCAAGCGUGAGUUGUACAAAGAGAAUGACACUAUUGUGGAUGCGGUGAUACGUGACAUGAUGAAGCUGCCGGUGCAGCAUGUCGUGCAAAAGGAGGGCGGCACACAAUUGAAAUUAAUCAUCGAAUUUCCGAACGAUAUUAAGGCGCUAAUGAAGCCAAUGAGAUUCCCGCGCGACCAGCAAACGUUGCCAAAUCAUUUCUAUUUUACGGAUUAUGAGCGACAUAAUGCCGAAAUUGCGGCUUUUCAUUUGGAUCGCCUUUUGGGUUUUCGUCGCGCAAUGCCCGUCACCGGUCGUCUGCUGAACAUUACAACAGAAAUUUAUCAAGUUGCUGACGACAAUUUAUUAAGGACCUUCUUCGUUUCACCAUCGUCGAAUUUAUGCUUCCACGGCAAGUGCUCCUAUUACUGUGACACAGGCCACGCCGUCUGCGGUAAUCCGGAUAUGCUGGAAGGCUCAUUCGCCGCCUUCCUACCAAGUUACGAGCAGACAGGACGUAAGGUUUGGCGACAUCCUUGGCGUCGGUCGUAUCACAAACGCAGGAAGGCUCAAUGGGAAACAGAUUCCAAUUACUGCUCGAUUGUUCGUGAAAUACCUCCUUAUGACGAAGGCAGACGCCUGUUGGACUUAAUGGAUAUGUCAGUAUUUGACUUUCUUACUGGAAAUAUGGACCGACAUCAUUAUGAGACUUUCAAAGCUUUCGGCAAUAACACAUUUACGCUGCAUGUAGAUCAUGGGCGUGGUUUUGGAAAAGCCUUCCAUGACGAAUUAACAAUUUUGGCUCCCCUACUGCAGUGCUGCAUGAUACGCACAUCGACGCUGAAAAGGAUAUUGGAGUAA